AUGCGUCGCGCAGCCGCAAACUCGGUCUGCUUACGCUGUGUCCACACGAUCCGGAGUCGGCCUCUUGUUCAGCCCUCACUGACCUCUUCAAUUCUUCCAACAGUGCAGCCACAGCCAUGUCUGGGCCAGCGCUCCCUCACCCACCGAGCCAAGGACAGGCCCUCGCGCAUGAUCCUCGCCGACCAAGUCCACAGAACGCCCCGUCUGGGUCGAGAUGACCGCAAGCCGCGCCGAGAGAGAGUCGCAGGCCCCUUUGCCGGCAUGAACCGGACCGUAGCCAAUGUUGACCCCAGCCGUGCGGCGUCAAGAGCUCGCUCGGCCGAUCGCAAGGACUCUCGCGACGACAGCAGACGGCGGCCGCCGAACGAUCGAAAGGCGCUCAAGAUGCAGCGGGCACUGGAGUCGGUCUCGUACAGCAAGCGCACGUCGCUAAAAGAGAAGAUGCAGAGCUUCGAGUCGUUUGAGCAGUUUGACCUUCUUCCUACACUCAAGACGGCCAUCGUCGACGAGGUCUUUGCGGGAUUGGUCGACAUUCGUCCGACGCCGGUGCAGCGGCUGGCGAUUCCCGCUCUGCUGGGGCAAAAGGAGCCGGGAGAGCCAAGGACCCAGCAGGAGAGGCAGUCGUCGUUCUUGUUGGCGGCAGAGACUGGAUCGGGCAAAACGCUUGCCUAUCUGCUGCCGGCCAUUGAUGCGCUCAAGAGGGCCGAGGCCGAGGAUCCGGAAAUCCAGGCUUAUAAGGAGAGGGCCGCAAUCGAGAAGGAGCGUCAAAAGGCCGCGGAUUUUAAAGGAAAGCCCUUUGAGGAGCCCCAUCCCACCAUGGCCAGGCCAAAGGUUGUCGUGCUGGUCCCGACAGCGGAGCUGGCUCACCAGGUUGGGCUGGUGGCUAAAAAGCUGUCGCAUGCCGUCAAGUUCAAGACGGAGAUACUGUCGUCGAACCUGAAGCCCCAGCAGAUUCAGCGGAACCUGUACGGACCAAAGGGACUCGAUCUGGUCAUCUCGACACCUCAUCUGCUAGCCUCGAUUGCAGAUUCCGAUCCCAACAUCCUCUCUCGAGUCUCCCAUGUAAUCAUUGACGAAGCCGAUUCGCUUUUCGAUCGAAGCUUUUCUUCCGUGACCUCCAGCAUCGUCGAGCGUGCCUCGCCCUCCAUGAAACAGCUCAUCUGCUGCUCGGCAACGAUCCCGAGAAAGCUCAACAACUACCUGGCCACCAACUAUCCCAAAAUGGUCAGAAUCACGACGCCAAACCUGCACGCCAUCCCCCGACGUGUCCAGCUCGGCGUCAUUGACGUCUCCAAGGACCCCUACCGCAACAACAAAGACCUUGCGUGCGCCGACGCAAUCUACACAAUCGGACGAGAGGCCUCGCAGCACGAAAACCUGGUCAAGGACGAGAUUGACGUCCGCCGCAUCAUAGUCUUUGUCAACGAGCGAGAGAAGACGGAGCAGGUUGCCGAGUAUCUUCGCUCAAAGGGUAUCGAUGCUCAGGCUUUGCACAGAGAUACUCCUGAGAAGCGUCACGGCGAGACUCUCGAGACCUUUACCACUUCCGAGCCGCUGCGGAUCAUUGCGCCUCCCAACCCGUCGCGGAAACGAUCCCUGGCAAACGUCAAGGUCCUGGUGGUGACCGAUUUGGCGUCCAGAGGUAUCGACACUCUUGCUGUUCGACACGUCAUUCUCUACGAUGUUCCUCACACUACGAUCGACUUUAUCCACCGUCUAGGCCGUGCCGGAAGAAUGGGCCGCCGAGGAAGAGGCAUUGUGCUUGUGGGCAACGAUGACAGGAGAGACGUUGUUGCUGAUGUAAAGAAGAGCAUGUUUAUGGGUCAGGCGCUCAUCUAG
Messenger RNA from Trichoderma reesei QM6a, 1839 nucleotides. RefSeq lists its product as uncharacterized. Gene Ontology annotation, molecular function: ATP binding; nucleic acid binding. The coding region runs from base 1 to 1839 and encodes 612 amino acids. NCBI's taxonomy places the organism in Eukaryota, Fungi, Ascomycota, Sordariomycetes, Hypocreales, Hypocreaceae. The transcript has a single exon. The record is from RefSeq and is a predicted model, not a curated record.